Messenger RNA from Chrysemys picta bellii (western painted turtle), 415 nucleotides. NCBI's taxonomy places the organism in Eukaryota, Metazoa, Chordata, Testudines, Emydidae. The record is from RefSeq and is a predicted model, not a curated record.
ACUGUUUAAAGAAGUGAAUACUGUCUCCUGUCCAACACAAAAUAUUGUAUUUACCUUAGCCUCUCUUGCUAUACAGGCUGGACGCAAAGAAAGAAGUGACGCAUUGAAUUCUGCAAUAGACAAAAUGACUAAAAAGACCAGGGACCUGCGUAGACAGCUCCGCAAAGCUGUUAUGGAUCAUGUGUCCGAUUCUUUUCUGGAAACCAACGUUCCACUUUUAGUAUUGAUUGAAGCUGCCAAGAAUGGGAAUGAAAAAGAAGUUAAGGAGUAUGCACAGGUUUUCCGUGAACAUGCCAAUAAGUUGAUUGAGGUAAGGUCAUACAAACCAACUGAAGUUACCAGUUUUACGAAUUUUAGCUUAAUUUCUAAUUUGUUUUCAAACUGGUGUUCUAGCUGUUAACACAUUUUAUAGUAU